Messenger RNA from Bombus pascuorum, 2107 nucleotides. It is a transcript of the gene Pa1, whose product is annotated as PAXIP1-associated glutamate-rich protein 1. NCBI's taxonomy places the organism in Eukaryota, Metazoa, Arthropoda, Insecta, Hymenoptera, Apidae. Bases 147 to 602 code for a protein of 151 amino acids. The record is from RefSeq and is a predicted model, not a curated record. The transcript is spliced from 3 exons.
UACGAUUGAAAUGGCUACUGAUGUUAGCCGAAUUGUUUCCUUCGAGUUUAAGUGUUGAAUUUGUCUUAAUCUGAUCCUACAUAUUCUACUUCGAUUUAUAUUAAUUAUUUCAUUGAGAUUCCUAUAUAACUUGGAGGUGAUAAAAGAUGGAGCACAACGAAGAAGAUUGGUCGAUAGAAUGUUCAGACGACGAGAAAUACGAAACGGAUGGGAAAAACGAAUGGACUUUGAAACCUGACGAUGUAUUAACGUUGAUCGAGGCCCUCGAAGCCAAUAACAGAGCUUUGGAACUCGACUGGAGGUGUCCAGGUAGAAGAGGUCCAUCACCUGUUCCUUCAAGCAAUCGGCAGCAAGAUAAUGACUCGCAGGAGUACAAGACAGAAGAAAAGUCAGACUUUGACUUUAUGGAUGAGAUGUCGUCGCCGAGAUUACCGGUUCGUAGAACUGGAGAAAGCACUCCAAAAGGAAGUGCUAAGAAGAAGACUGCAAGUUUUAACGGUGUACUAUCAACUAUGUUACGACAUCGUAGAUUAGAACAGCAAGAAAUUAAUUCGAGUCCAAAAAAGAUUGAAUCAUCCGUAUCAAAGACACAGCCAACAUAAUCGUUACAUUGAUGUAUUGCGGUAUAAAUGUUAUAUAUAUAUAUAUUUAUAGAUUAUAUUUAUAAUAAAGUUUAUAUUAAAUCUCGAUACAUGAAUAGUAAUCGAAAUUUAAUUGGUUUACUAAUUGAAAUUAUAUAGAUCGGUGAUUGUAUUUUGGGCGAUUAUUAUUUAAUUAUAUACAUAUUCACGUAUAUACUGUGUCAUCUCUCACACAGAGUGUAUUACGUUCGCUUAUGAAUAAUAUUUUAAUUUGGUAAUUAGACACAGUUAAUCAGUGUAUAUUUAUUUAACAGAGAAAUGAACGAAACACGAUAUAUGUUACAAGCAUAAGAGAACUGAGAGAAAAGACAGAACGAAAAAAGAGAAGAAUGAAAUAUACGAUUUCAUGGGUUUCCUUUGGCUGGGUGACUGCUUUUAGCCCAGUCUGGAAAUCCUUUGAUAUCAUAAACUAAAGUACCCCAUAUAGCAAAGCAAGUAACAUUUACUAUGAGAGCGAAUACAGAAGGACCGCAACCUCCUAUUAUUAGCCAUUUGGUUGGAAGUUGCCCGACGACUGAUAUGAUUGCAUUUGGGGGUGUACCAACCGGUAAUCGAAAAGAGUAAGAACACGAUAUAGUUGCUGGUAUCAUUAAAUAUAUGGGAUGUAUCUCCAUUGCAACACACUGUACAAUAAAGUGAUUAUUAACAAGCUGAAGAUAGAUUAUUGAAUAGCAUUAUCAUAUUCAUGUGAUCUUUUACCAUUUGUGCAAUGACUGGUAAAGUAAUGUUUGCGAUACCGACAUUGGAAGUGAACUCCGUAAUAGUGCCAAUAAACAAACAAACAAACAGCAUGAUCAAUACAGGAGGUAAGUAUCGUAGCGGCACCAACGUUUCACCGAUCUUUUUUGCCAAACCGGAAGCAAUGCUGCCUCUGGAUAUCGCGAAUCCACCGCCCAAAAGGAACAUUAAACUCCAAGGCAUCUUUCUUUGGAUCACGUCCCAUGUGAUCAAACCUUCUGAAGAUUUGACGGGUCUCUUAUCGGCUACGAAAGCAAAAAUAAUGUAUAGAUAAACAGAUAAGUUGUAUUAUACAGAAGAACUAUUGCCCAUACAUAAUUGCCUCUUUUAUACUCACGGUCUUUGUUGUAGCUACGAAGGAAAUCCAAAUCUUUCGGAAUGAAAAACAUUAUGAUAGAUAUGAAUAUGACAGGCGUUGAAUCUCGAACAUCUCUGUCAAUGAAAUUCAAAGAUGAGUAAAGGUGUACAGUGAAUAUGUAUUUAUACACGCGCGAGUUCUUUUUUCAUUAUGAGAGAUAAAUGAACCGUAUGUAAACAAAUAUUUAACAUUUCUGUUAUUGCUUCAGACCAUCCUCGUAUGAAGCCUGGUUUUCGGAAUAACCAUAAAAAUAUACAGGUAAUAAAAAGGACGGAAACUGCUGUUUCGUGAAAUGUAAUGCCACCUAGUUCUUUGUAUCUUUCCUGUAUCACCUUUAAACAGUUUUUAAACAGAUUCAAUAAAUGAGUGA